AUGGCUGUUGUGGCAGCGGGUGAUGGUGAAAACAUUGAAUGUAAAGGACAGCUGGAUUGUGACAGCUGUGAGAUUCCUCCCAAGACAGCUGGAUUAUCCGGCAAUUUAUUUACUCAGUAUGACAAGAGUAAGCAGAAACGGAGAAGCUCCCAAGCAACAAGUGACAAUCUUUGGGAUUUGUUUGACAGCAGUACUUACAAGAAAUUCUCUGAGAAUUCAAACUCCUGCCUGCCGGGCAAUUUGCAUGGACAGGCCCACUACCCAACACCUGCACGCCGACGUCACCGGACCACCUUCAGUCAAGAACAACUGGAACACCUGGAGGCUACUUUCAGUAAAAACCAUUACCCAGACAUCUACUGUAGGGAGGAGUUGGCAAAGAUUACCAAACUGAAUGAGGCACGCAUACAGGUUUGGUUUCAAAACAGACGUGCCAAGCAUCGGAAACAGGAACGUGCCAUUCAGAAGUCAAUUCCUCCCACUGUUAUUUCAGCUUGUGGAGGUCUAAUACCUGCUGUUUGUCCCAUGUCUACUUCAUCCAGACCUUACCAGUACCCACACACCAUUAAUCAUAUGUCACGGUUCUCUUCGAUGGCAACAAGCGGCUAUGGCUCCCCUUCAGCUGUCAGCCAAUUCACCUAUACCAGCACACAUGCACAUUUGGCCUCUGCACCUCCUGCACCACGCCAGCACGAAGACUGGUACAAUCCCCUACGCUCCAUUAACUCUCCCACAGCUGGCUUACCUUCAUCAAUGCUUUCCCUGGGACCCAUGCCAAGUCUGGAUCCACAAACACACUGGAGCUAAUUGCUAAAUGCAAAAAAAAAGUCUUGCUUUGCAAAAUAAAAUCAAGAUUGUUUAUUAACCCCAUUUAUUGGUUAUAUCCCCUAGUUAUCUGUUAACCAUGCACUAAUUUAGAAAAUUAUAUAUAUGCAAAUG
Hypanus sabinus (Atlantic stingray) is the source of this 939-nucleotide messenger RNA. Its product is annotated as homeobox protein prophet of Pit-1-like. The coding region runs from base 1 to 807 and encodes 268 amino acids. The transcript has 5 exons. Gene Ontology annotation, molecular function: DNA-binding transcription factor activity, RNA polymerase II-specific; RNA polymerase II transcription regulatory region sequence-specific DNA binding. Gene Ontology annotation, biological process: regulation of transcription by RNA polymerase II. Lineage: Eukaryota; Metazoa; Chordata; Chondrichthyes; Myliobatiformes; Dasyatidae. The record is from RefSeq and is a predicted model, not a curated record.